AUCUUGUAAACCCAGCCUGGUCACACUGUCCGCAUGGAUACACAAUGUUUUUUAACGAGGGGAGGAAAUUUUUGCUGUUAUUGUGUACUUUAAACAAGCGGAGGCCAAGCAUUUCGCAAUUCACUGGACUCUGGAUCUGUACCCGUCAAGUUUCCACAAAUUAAGGUCGAACAAUCCAACAAAAGAAGCUGGCGCCUGGGCAAAAUAUAUUCCCAAACACAUCCGCAAAAAUAGCACCCCAGCGCCAGCUCGCAACUGUUUUGGAGUAGCCAAAAUAAAACGCAGCUAGCGCCAGUGCAGGCGAUCCGCUUUGAGAGCGUUUGUUGUGCUUUUCUCGUUUCUCGAUCAAAGGGAGCAGCAGAUCUCAUUGUUCUGCCUUGGUGACAUCGUUUGCCCGGCAGCGGCAGCUGAGCUAAAAAUGGAGUGGACGCGAGAGAAGACGUUGCUGCUGAUCAGUGAGUACCGCUCCCGUCGCGGUCUGUGGGACAUGACAUGCGACGAGUACCGAAAGAAGGACGUUAAGCAGCGGCUCUUGAACGAAGUCAGCCAAGUUCUCGGCGGAAAUAUUCCGGUGAACGAACUAGAAAAGAAGUUUCACACGCUGCGUACGCAGUACCACCGUGAGAUCAGUCGCAUGAAGCGCAAGGAGCCGUACAACUCCAAGUGGUUCGGUUUUAAAAACCUUGUAUUCCUCAGCUCUCCUUACGCCUGUCGAUCCACGAAAGGUCGAUUAAAAGCUGAUCUGCAGGGCGACGAAAGAAAGUUUACGGUAGGAGAGGUCAAUACAGAGAACCACAGCGAAAGGAGCACUCCGGUGAACAACAGCAACAGCGGGGGCAAUAGCAACAGCAACAUGAACGAAGAGUAUUUGCGCAAGAGUCACGCGAGUAGCCGGGCCCAGGAGUUGGAGAAACUCAUUGAGGAGACAACUAAAGACGUGGAUGACAUUGAAGAGCAGGAGAUAGACGAUUCGGAAUCCAAGCCCAAGCUGGGAAAGGAGCUUAACGUGCGGUACGUCAGCAUAGGUGAGCAAGAAGAAGCGGAACCAUUGGAAAAUCACCAUCACCAGCAUCAGCAGUCGCUAAUUGACAUGCACCACUCGGCCAAUGCCAUGGAGGCCGUUAGCUUCCAGGCAAGUGAGAAUGGAGAGCUUCACUACCAGUCAGCACCAUCACAGAGUAGUACCAACAACUCAAUGCACGUUGUACCUACUCGCAUUAUUAAAAUCCAGAGGCGCGAUACCUCUUGUCAUGAAGAUGGUUAUUUUGAUGAGCACACACACCACCAACUGCAUCCGCCGACUCCAAAACGUGUGUACUUUGACGCCGGCUCAACCCCCCACAUCUUAACCCCCGCAUUGGAGAACAGCUCAAAUGGAACUGCCAACAGUGUGCUGACUGCUUCACCUGGGAUUACGAUGAGCAAUCUGCGAUUACCCAAACUUAACACAUCCCCAUCCCCGAAGCCUGCCAGUGCAGCCAUUCCCGGUCCACCAUCGCCCACGGUUGUCAGUCUGCCAUCGUCCCGCGAUGAGUUCGUCACUUAUGGGGAGUAUGUGGCUAACGAGAUGCGUGCCAUUGGCAACCGAGAGGUGCUUAUCGCCCUAAAGCACAAAAUCAACACGGCCAUUUUUGAGGCCAACAUGGCGGAACUGCAAAAAUAAGCAGCUAACAACUACAACUUAAGGUUUAAAUAUUUACGUCUAUUCAUGCAAUGUCCUCUUGUCUCUUAUUGUGCUCAUUCUCAUUUGAUUAUGUACAUUUUACGAAAUUGUAACAAUCUAAUUUAUUAAGCCAAAUAUACGAUUUAAUGGUAUUUCAUAUAAA
Molecule: messenger RNA, 1826 nt
Organism: Drosophila serrata
Lineage: Eukaryota; Metazoa; Arthropoda; Insecta; Diptera; Drosophilidae
Source: RefSeq, a predicted model, not a curated record